This is a messenger RNA of Durusdinium trenchii, 1899 nucleotides long. The record is from the annotation of a GenBank genome assembly. Lineage: Eukaryota; Dinophyceae; Suessiales; Symbiodiniaceae.
AUGGAUCGAUACCGAGUGGUGCCUGCAGAUGGUGAGCCUCAAGUCCUGGAGCUGGAGAAGGGCAUCUCGUUGGCCGAUGCUUAUGUCCAGUUGGCCUCUUUAGUGGGUGCGCCUCCGGACGGCAUCACGCUGCUGCUGCGCAACGCGCCCAGCUCUGCACUACCGGUGCUGAAGCUGCCGUCCUUCCAAGAGGCUGGGGAUUCGCCACUCUGGCAGCUGGCAGCACCUGGAUCGGUGCUCCUCGUGGAGUUCACUCCACACGCCGUUGUCUCCACCGUCGGGCAGCCUUCGGAGCCGCGGACGAAGCCCAAGAAGCCACGGAAGGAGAACCUUGCGUUGAAUGGCUUACGCAACCUGGGGAACACCUGCUACCUCAACAGUGCUCUCCAGUGCCUUUCGCAGACCCCGCUGCUGCGCCGGAACAUCUCCCAGUGCUCCGAGGGUGGCUCCACCUGUAGGGCAUUUGUGGAGACCUUGCAGCUGUUGGAAGAAGAGGAAGUUGUUGCGCCAGCGCACCUCAAGGCGUGUGUGGCUACGCACAACAAGAUCUUCGCAGGGAGUGGGCAGCAAGAUGCACAGGAGUUCCUGCAGACGCUGCUGGAAGCCUUGCACCAGGAGUUGUCGAAACCAACAGCGGAAGGUGCUGAAGGUCCAUCUGUCGUGACGGAGCUUUUCGACGGCCAACUGCGCUCCGAAGUUUGCUGCCCCUGUGGUGCCCGAGAAGUGUCUGAAGACCCCUUUUGGUCACUCCCACUUCCUUUGCCGAAGACGGAGGCCAAGCUCUUCGACCUCCUCGAAGCCUUUUGUUCCCCCGAAGCCCUGGAGGGCUGGAGCUGUUCCAAAUGCCAAGACGGCACUGGGACCACUCGACAAUUGCGCUUGCAGCGCUUACCCCAGGUACUCCAACUCCAUUUGAAGCGCUUUGAAUGGAGAACACCUGAGAAGCUCCAGAAGCAGUCUCGAACCAAGGAGCCAUCGCCUGCGGCAGCACCUGCGGCAGCGCCUGCGGCAACGCCAGCAGCGCCGGUGGCGCAAGCUGGAACGGUGCUGGUAGAGGACGAGAUCAAGGUGGAUCGACCAUUGGUCGCUGAUGACGAGACACCAUCAGACCAUGGGAGAAGCAUUGACCCUUUAGCACGCAUUGCUCAGCUACCAUGGGAGAAGCAAGAGGUGAUCUACGUUCUUUUGCUACGGGUGUUGCAACGGAUCCGUGACCAGCCACAGGAGCCCAAAUUCCGUGCUUUGCAGCGGUCCUCAGCGAAGCUGCAGGAGCUGCUCGAGGUGCGUGGAGGCGAAGAGCUCCUCCGGUGGUGUGGCUUCCAAGCACGGGAGUCCCGCUAUGAGGCCGACGGCGAGGGUGACUUCUUCGGCUCCCGCCAUGACGAGCUACAGGCCCACGCCAUGCGAGAGCGCGAUCGAGCUUACCGCAUCGCCAGAGAUCAGCGCAUCGAGGCAGAGAGACGGAAGGCCCUCCCGACGGGCGACACCGGCCCUCCUCUGCGCCGCUGGGGCGGCGUCUUGCCGGGCUUUGGUGCUGGAGCAAGGCGCUUGAUGAUGAGCGGCAUGGAGUGUUUAAAGAUCACCACUCGCAUCAUGUUGGAUGCGGCUCCCAUCAGCGAGCGGCCGCGGGGCCUAAAAGCACUGGACUUGCGCAGCCUCAUGCCAGACGCAGACGCCAGUGAUGUGCGAUAUGAGCUUAGUGCGGUGAUCCAGCACCUCGGAACCACGCCCUUCUCGGGCCACUAUGUGGCGUAUUGCUGGCAUCACGCGUCUCAGAACUGGUAUUGCUUUGAUGAUGCGAGGGUUCGGAAAGUGGAUUCAGCGGACUUAGCACGUGAAGCUUUAAACGAAGGAGCUUAUGUGCUUUUCCUGGAGCGAGUCCAGGCUUCGAGCGGAUGA